This is a messenger RNA of Pipistrellus nathusii (Nathusius's pipistrelle), 1455 nucleotides long. The record is from the annotation of a GenBank genome assembly. Lineage: Eukaryota; Metazoa; Chordata; Mammalia; Chiroptera; Vespertilionidae.
AUGCAGGACGGCCUAACUUCAACCUUGACUCACGCUGCAGCCCAGCCCAUGAGCGGAGGCUCGAAGUUCAUGAGGAGCUUUCUAAACUCGAAGUUCAGGGGUCCGAAUUAUGGAGCCAAUGUGCAUUUGAUGCGCAGGAUCAUCGCUGAGGAUGCCGAGUGGUCACUGGCCAUCGUCCCCCUGCUCACAGAUCUCUGCAUCCAGCACAUUGUCAAGAACUUCCGGAACAACCCGAUCCUGAAGCAGCUGCUCCCGGAGCACCAGGAGAAGGUCCUGCGCCAGCUGCCCCCGGACCUGCCGCUGGCCGUGACCGCCAACCUGAUUGACGACGAGAACUACUGGCAGCGCUGCUGCGAGCAGCGCUGGCCCGUGUGCCACCUGGACUGCCACGGCGGCAGCUGGAAGCGCGUGUUCUUCGAGCGGCACCUGGAGAACCUGAUCAAGCACUUCAUCCCGGACACCACGGACCCCGCCGUGAUCCUGGACCUGCUGCCGCUCUGCAGGAACUACGUGCGCCGGCUCCGCGUGGACCAGUUCCUGCCGCCCGUGCAGAUGCCGCCAACGCCGCACGACGGGGACCAGUCGGAGUCGGGCAGUGAGGGGGAGAUGGAGGAGGCCUCCAUGGACCACUACCAGCUCGGGGAGCUGGUGGCCGGCCUGAGCCAGCUGGAGGAGCUGGACCUGGUGUUCGGCAUCAAGGACUGCGGCAUGAACUUCGAGUGGAACUUCUUUCUCUUCACUUACCGCGACUGCCACUCCCUGGCGGCGACCAUUAAGGCCUGCCACACCCUUAAGAUCUUCAAGCUGACCCGAAGCAAGGUGGAUGACAACAAGGCACGCAUCCUCAUUCGCAGCCUCCUGGACCACCCGGCCCUUGAGAAGCUGGACCUGUCACACAACUGCAUCGGGGACCGUGGUGCCCGUGCAGCCGCCAAGCUGCUGAGCCACAGCCACCUGCGCGUGCUCAACCUGGCCAACAACCAGGUGCGGGCGCCCGGGGCCCAGUCGCUAGCUCACGCCCUGACGCACAACACCAGCCUCCUCUCCCUCAACCUGCGCCUCAACUGCAUCGAGGAUGAGGGUGGCCAGGCCCUGGCCCACGCCUUGCAGACCAAUAAGUGCCUCACCACGCUGCACCUCGGUGGCAACGAGCUGUCUGAGCCCACGGCCACCCUCCUCUCCCAGGUGCUCUCUGUCAAUACCACCCUCACCAAAAUCAACCUGUCCUGCAACCACAUAGGAUUGGAUGGCGGGAAGCAGCUCCUGGAAGGCAUGUCAGACAACAAGACCCUCCUGGAGUUUGACCUGCGCCUGUCCGAUGUCGCCCAGGAGAGCGAGUACCUCAUUGGCCAGGCCCUCUGUGCCAACCGCGAAGAAGCCCGCCAGCGGACCUUGAAUGUCAGCCACUCAACGGCACCACUCACUGCCAAGGGCCCUGAGAACCCUGCAGGAUAG